Molecule: messenger RNA, 1978 nt
Organism: Bolinopsis microptera
Lineage: Eukaryota; Metazoa; Ctenophora; Tentaculata; Lobata; Bolinopsidae
Exons: 9
Coding region: 183-1526 (447 amino acids)
Source: RefSeq, a predicted model, not a curated record
CUCUGGAUACAGACAAAACAGAUUGUCGUUACGAGGACGGCAAGGUGAUUUUAGAGUACUUUGUUAACUUGACACCUGGUGUUUGGACUCCCGCUGAGAGAGAGCUUCUCAUAGUAUUGAAAGAUACAGUUCAGUUCUGGAGCUGUUCAAACCUAUUGUCCACUGGUACGGGAAUACAGCAGAUGAGUGUUGCAAACACUGUUGAGCAGCCAGCGCCUUGCACUGCCGAAGCAACUGGUGAAUAUUCGAUUGCAAUAAUGAAAGAAAAACUGAACUCACCGAACGAUGAUGUUUGUGGUUUUAGACAUCAAGUUACGUGUUUGGGUGACGGAACGUGUACUCUGGAUACAGACAAAACAGAUUGUCGUUACGAGGACGGCAAGGUGAUUUUAGAGUACUUUGUUAACUUGACACCUGGUGUUUGGACUCCCGCUGAGAGAGAGCUUCUCAUAGUAUUGAAAGAUACAGUUCAGUUCUGGAGCUGUUCAAACCUAUUGUCCACUGGUACGGGAAUGCAGCAGAUGGUUACUGCAAACACUGUUGAGCAGCCAGCGCCUUGCACUGCCGAAGCAACUGGUGAAUAUUCGAUUGCAAUAAUGAAAGAAAAACUGAACUCACCGAACGAUGAUGUUUGUGGUUUUAGACAUCAAGUUACGUGUUUGGGUGACGGAACGUGUACUCUGGAUACAGACAAAACAGUUUGUCGUUACGAGGACGGCAAGGUGAUUUUAGAGUACUUUGUUAACUUGACACCUGGUGUUUGGACUCCCGCUGAGAGACACCUUCUCAUAGUAUUGAAAGAUACAAUUCAGUUCUGGAGCUGUUCAAACCUAUUGUCCACUGGCACGGGAAUGCAGCAGAUAGUUGUUGCAAACACUGUUGAGCAGCCAGCGCCUUGCACUGCCGAAGCAACUGGUGAAUAUUCGAUUGCAAUAAUGAAAGAAAAACUGAACUCACCGAACGAUGAUGUUUGUGGUUUUAGACAUCAAGUUACGUGUUUGGGUGACGGAACGUGUACUCUGGAUACAGACAAAACAGAUUGUCGUUACGAGGACGGCAAGGUGAUUUUAGAGUACUUUGUUAACUUGACACCUGGUGUUUGGACUCCCGCUGAGAGAGAGCUUCUCAUAGUAUUGAAAGAUAGAAUUCAGUUCUGGAGCUGUUCAAACCUAUUGUCCACUGGUACGGGAUUGCAGCAGAUGGUUGUUGCAAACACUGUUGAGCAGCCAGCGCCUUGCACUGCCGAAGCAACUGGUGAAUAUUCGAUUGCAAUAAUGAAAGAAAAACUGAACUCACCGAACGAUGAUGUUUGUGGUUUUAGACAUCAAGUUACGUGUUUGGGUGACGGAACGUGUACUCUGGAUACAGACAAAACAGAUUGUCGUUACGAGGACGGCAAGGUGAUUUUAGAGUACUUUGUUAACUUGACACCUGGUGUUUGGACUCCCGCUGAGAGACACCUUCUCAUAGUAUUGAAAGAUAGAAUUCAGUUCUGGAGCUGUUCAAACGAUUAUAAUAAAAGAUAGUUAUUAAAAAAGUUAUUAUUUAUAUUAAAAUAGUUAUUAUAUUUAUAUAUAAAUAUGAGUUUAUUUUAAUGGUGUGGACUGUUUAUAUAUGUUUCUUAUUAUAAUGGUGUGGACUGUUUAUUUGAGUUUCUUUUAAUGGUGUGGACUGUUUAUACGAGUUUCCUUAAAAAAGAUUACAUGAUGCUUUUUCGUUGUUCCCUGGUGCAUAGUUGACAUUUUUGUUUUUAUGAAACUUUAUAAAGCUCCAAAGAUUGAAAUAAUCGGUUCGUCCUCUAGGCAAAAUUUGUCAAAAAAUGUUCAAAUGUUGAUAGGAUAGUAUGACUAUUAAUGUAUGACUAUUAUCUACAUAUUAAACAACUUUUUGUUAAAUGGUACCCUUAGAUCAUAAAGAAACUGGUCAACUCUCUCUUAAAUCAACCACUUGCCAUGAUUAAAGGAAUUUUCGAAUCAAC